AUGGCAGUGAAAGCAGAUGCGGUUCAGAGCGCUUCUAUCUUAUUGACGCCGAGCGGGCUUGUACCGAAUAAGACUCGAAUGGAUACUUCACCACGGAGUCCCGAGGAUUUCAUCCCAAUAUUGUCAGAAUCGACGGAAACAUCCAAAGCGCAAUCCAAGGAGAAUCGAGAGCCAAUUUUCUCUUACCCAACCGUGGAACCACCCUUGGCACACAAUUCAAGAGAACCAACAGAAGUUGCGAUUAUGCCGGCUCUCACUAAAGAUCAGUCUGAUGCAGAGGCAGUUGUUACUAUUGCUUCCAGUCUUCUAGGAUUGGAAAUUUCUGAGUUGCUCUCGAGGGCUAGAGUUGAUGCAUCGCCAACUCUCGACAAUCUUUGCUCAUGGAGUGCCAUUCCUCUUCUUUUCUAUGACUUUCUAAUACCAGUAAUGUCGAAGAAAGCAUUGGGCGUAAUAUUCCAUUCAAUCACGAAACUGAUGCUACAAGAAAGUCAACCAGUCCUUCGUUAUCUUCCGGUGCAACUAUAUACAACAAAGUUUCUUCCAAUCCACGGAAAUAGUGAAAAAGCUAUAAGAGGAAUACCAAAUUACGGUCAGACAUGUUUCCUUAAUGCAGUAUUACAGGCGCUGGCACCACUAGAACCACUCUUAUGCUAUUUAGAGGGGAUUGUGCGAAUACGAGAGCAAAACUUUCCGAAACAAGUGUCAGCUUGUUUCAGUCAUCAUCUUCUGCAAGUGCUAAAGUGUGUCAAUGGAGACAUUCGGUGGAAUAACCAACAGGAUGCACAGGAGUUAAUGGAAGCCUUGGUCAAUAUUGUAUUGAGCGAUGCGAGAUCUAUUUCUGACGUGCCCUGUCCCAUUUUUCUAUCCUUGGAGCACAUGAGUGCAAAUAGCUCGAAUGAAAUCUUGACUGCAGGAAUAGUUGGAGACGGUAACCGAACAAUCAGGGAGCUCGAUAAUCACGGCGACAGAAUUAAUGUAGAACAGAGUUGCUGUGUUGUUUUCUCGGACGUACUUCAUCGAGUUGAACUUGACGAGACUCAAUGUUCGUCUGCGCACAAGAACUAUGCCCAGCACCCCGGGGGUCGUGAGAACAGCGAGCAAGAAGGUGAUCUUCGGGAAUCAAAAGUUGCCACACACGUGUCGGAGUUGAAAACAUCGAUGCAGCCAGAAUUGCUGACAGCCAUGGAACCAUUCAACGGAUGGUGCGGUUCCGUCCUCCGAUGCAUCAAAUGCAAAUACAUACGGCCGAUUCGAAAUGCACCCUUUUUGAGUAUUCCACUAGUGCCGACUGCGGUGUUGCAUUAUAACUUUACAAACUUGGAGCGAGUUAGCGAUGUUGAAUGUCCCCAGUGUACUAUGCAGCAAGAAAUCAAGGAAUUGAGAGACGAGCAGAUUCUAUUGCGUGGUGCCAUUGAUUCGAUUGAAAAAAGGCCUCGACGAGCUGCAAAUUCCAUGUCGCACCAAGCACUCAGAAGUGAUCUGUCAAGAGUUCAAAACAGAUUAUCCUUUUUGGAGAUAUCAGACCCUGAUGAUGCCUACACCGCCUCAGGUCCAAGCGAUGACGAUAUUUCGUGUUUACCAGCACUGCGAGGAAUGCCAUUGCUUCGUACCGAUGCGUCGAAAUGCCUUACAUUGACUCGGUACCCGAAGGUGUUGUGUUGCCAUAUACAACGUCUAUUUGUCGACAUUGCAACAGGGAAGACAGAAAAGUGCCCGCAGCACGUUCAGUUCCCGCACCUAUUGGAUCUCAGCAGAUACUGUACAUACAACCAGAAAGCUGACACAUCCUGGGCCGCGGGAAACCUUAGCAAUGCUGGGUUGCCACAGUGCCAGGAGGAAAAUCCUCUUCUCUAUCGUCUGAAGGGGGUUAUUCAACACAUUGGGACAGCUGAUUUCGGUCAUUAUGUCACCUUCCGCGAAAAUGGGCGCGGAGAAUGGUGCCGAAUUUCUGACAAUACUGUAACCCCAGUGUCAUUCGCAGAAGUGAGAAGUUGCCAAGCGUACAUGAUAUUUUACGAGAUAACUGCAAACAGCGCAUCUUGA
Molecule: messenger RNA, 2043 nt
Organism: Cylindrotheca closterium
Lineage: Eukaryota; Bacillariophyta; Bacillariophyceae; Bacillariales; Bacillariaceae
Source: the annotation of a GenBank genome assembly